AUGUGGAUGCCUCCGCAAUACCUCAAUCCUCAAAUGCAAUAAAUCUACAACCAAUAGAUGCAAAAUCUUAUUAACUAAGCCAAUCCUACAUAAUAGCAGCUGCAAUAAUAGUAUUAAUAAUAACAGCCUUUUAUGAAUCCAUAGCAUAGGCAAAUAAACUCUGAAUAGAUGUUCACGCACUCCUAGUUUUCGCCAAAUUUAAACAUCUCUCUAUAUAAUAACAAUAUGAUGUCAGAUGGACAGCAGUAAAAUAAUCCAUUAUAGCAGCAGUAGCAUACAUCUCAUCCUUAAUACACAUACCCACCAAAAAUGAGACCAUUUCAAACUGUGGCUGGUAACUCUCUGAGGAAAAGCAUGACUAUGUAAAAUUUCGAUGGGAUAAUAAAUUAGGGGACGACCAAUACGGAGCAGUCAGAUUACGAAGAUCCCACUGGCUACUUUAACUACGUGCCUCCAGCUUAGGAUUGGACCUAGAUGAAUUAGCCUUUGCUAGGAGUGUAAUAAAGAAAAUCUAAACCUGCAAUUAAUCAAAACCAGAAAAGAUAAAGAAACCUCAAGCAGCGAUUGUUUAAGAUUUUUUUGAAAGAAUAGGAUAACUUAACUAAAUAAAGUGACAGUGAAUCUCAGAACAGUCAAUAGCUUUAGAACACCCCUUAGGCUCUUUUGAAAAAGGCACAGGAAUAGCAUCAAUAAAAGGAGAAAGAAAGAGAUAAGGAAGGCAGCAUGAAGUCAAGUGAGGGUUCCUCUGGCUUUAAGCUUGGGAUGAAAAAGGUAAACUCAUAUUAGGAAAUGAGUUACCUUAGCAUUCCUGGGCAAAUUUAAUCUCAGCAGCAAGUUAACCAGAAUCUCUCUAGUGGAAAUAUUAUUGAUACUAAUAGCAACCUGUCCAAUAAUCUGGCUACAUUAUCAGCUGUUCCUGUGAAGACUCUUAAAUCUUAGAAUGAUGAUAAAGCUAAAAAAGACACGAUUCAUGACUUACUGAGUAAGAGUGUUAUAGAAGGUGAUGAUGGUGAAGAUGAUAUGUUUUAAUUUGAUGAUGGAGAGGAAGAAAAGAAGAAGAAUUAGGAUGAUGAUAAUAAAAAUGACAGUCUGGAGGGAAAGCCCUUGUAUAUGGGCAGGCAAAACCAGUACAAAUUCGGAGACAAGCAACUUAUUGGCAAUGAUAAUAAAUUCCUGGGGCAGUCUGAAAAUAAUUUAUUUGAUGACUUGUCGUUUCAGUCUGAAAUAGCAAUGGAUUAUACAAAGGAACUUGGAGAUCUAAAUCUGAAGACUAUAAAGUACAAGAGGCUGAAGAAGAAAAGAUGCAACCCUAUAUUUCCUGACUCUAACUUCAAAACUGGGUGGGAUCUUACAGGGCUGUUUUUAAUUCUUUAUGAAGCUAUAUUAAUACCCUAUAGAGUAGCAUUCAAUAUACCUUCUUCUGGAUGGUUCUCAAUGUUUGAGUACUCAAUAGAUUUGUUCUUCUUGACUGAUAUUUUGAUCAAUAUGUACACUGGAUACUACAAGAAAGGAUUCUUGGUAAUGCGAAGAAGGCACGUGAUGUGGCGCUAUCUCAAAACAUGGUUCUUUUUGGAUUUGAUUGCCUCAUUCCCCUAUGCUUGGUUUAUCUCUGAAGCCACAAACUAAAACUUAGAUGAAUUGGAGGAAGAGUAUGCAGAUGAGGAUUGGCAGAGUAGAGGGACAAAUCAGACUGUGUCGUUGCUGCCUUAAACAGCCUAACUCCUGAGACUGCUUAAGAUAAUCAGAUUUCUGCGCAUAAUCAGACUUAUCAGAUUAUUCAAACUUCGACGAUUGUUUGAGGAGUUCUUCUUCAAUGAUAAGAUUUCGACAUUCAUGGAGGUACUUAAGAUCUUUCUUGUCUUGUUCUUUUUGGUGCACUGGACUGGCUGCAUCUUCUUUUUCAUUGGAGAUAUAGAAAGAAGGAUGGAUAUUGAGCCGAAUUGGGUAGAGAAGUUUAAACUUGAUAAGGGAAAAGACCCAAUCCAUCUCUAUGUUAUAGCUACUUCGUGGGCUCUUACUACAAUGACUACUGUAGGCUAUGGAGAUGUGUAUCCUGUCUCACCAGUGGAGUAGGUGUUUGCAACAGUUUGCAUGAUUGUAGCUUGUGGUUUCUUUGCGUAUUUAGUCGGUUCAAUAUUCGCUAUCAUUGACAAGACUGCAACACUGAUAACAGAUUUUUAGGAUAAGAUGAUAUCAAUAAAUGAUUUCAUGAUACACAAUCACAUUCCGAGAGAUUUUAGGACUAAAGAUAAUAAAAAAGAGUUCAAGUUAGAGGAAGAGGAUGUGCUUGAUAUGCUAAAUGAGAAUCUGAGGUUAGAGAUGAUAGUCCAUUUGAAUGGUAAAAUGCUGCAUUCUACAUCUAUAUUCAAAAGCUUCAACAUAGCCUUCAUAAGUGAACUAACCUUUGUCCUCAAAAGAGAGACUUUCACAAUCGAUGAAAAUAUCUUUAUUGUAAACUCACUUCAAUAAUAUCAUGUGAUUUAGGAAGGAGACAUAGGUGAUUCUCUCUAUUAUAUGUGCUCGGGCAAUGUAUCUCUUAUUCACAAGAGGACUCUUUCAUUUAUCAAGGAUCUUGGUGGAGAUGACUUCUUUGGAGAAUGUGCUUUCUUCUCUCAGAAGCUUAGAAAAGCUACCAUCAGAUCUAAGAAUUUUACAGAGGUAAUUAAGCUUGUGAGAUCGGAUUUCAUGGAGCAAGCAGACUAAUUUCCACGGGUUAUUCAGACUUUUGAGAUGAUAAAGUAAGAGAUUAACUAAUAUAAUGAUUACACUUCAAUUGGCGUCACCUGCUACAUCUGUGAAGAGAAGGGCCAUAUUGCUACUGACUGCAAAGAUUUCAGCAUUAUUAAAGGUAGCCUGAAAGCUCUAGCCAAGAAGAAAUUCUUUAUUGCUCCAGAACCAAUAAAUAAAAGUGCAGAUGCUAUUUCAUAGAGUUAAAAACUAAUUGAAGCUAGAAAGUUUGGUUCAAUUAGAUUUAAAGAAGAUUAUUUUGAUAAACAGAUGAGUCAGAGUUUGGCUCACAGUGGAAGUGGAAGUAACCCACUUGGCACAGUUAGUGGCAGUCUUAGUGAUUCAUAAUCCUUUGCUAGAAUCAGUAUUGCAUUAGGUGGUAACAAUGGAGGCGGGUCAAAUGAAUCUCCUGAUGAAAGAGUUAGGUCCUCAAUCAGUCAAAGACCUUCAGCUAGGCAGUCUAUGGUUAGAUUGACUGAACAUGAUGAAAAGGAUUUUUUUAAAAGACUGUUGCUAGAAACUGAACUUGAAAGAGCUGCUAUGUCGAGUAGGGAACCAAAGGAUAGAAAGCUCAAUCGAAGCAGAAGAAAGGACUAUGCCAAUAAAGAGGAUAUAGAAGAAAUCAAGGAAGAAAAUGAUGAGGAUGAAAGCUUUAGGAGUACUAUGAUCAAGAAGUUAAAAAGAAAGAAUUAGAGACAGUCAAUAAGAAUGAGUAAGCCUUAAGUGAAAAAAACCUACAGAGAGCCUAUUGAUACAAGUGAUAAAGAAUCACAAAGUAGAGAGUCUGAUCAUAGAAAGCAUUCAGUCACUUCAUUCAGAGAUUUGCUCAAUAAGGAUUCAGGAGGCACUUGGAAUUAAAAGACAAUGAAAGCAUAAGACUAGAUGGAUCUCCUAGAAUUUAUCAAGCUAGCCAGGAAAAGUGAAAUUAAACUGUCUCCAGAAUAAUUCCUGAGGAAGCAGAGGUCACUGCAAAACAGCAAUAAAUCCAGAAACACCAGCAGACAUACGAAAGGUGUUAAUGAGCUAACAAGAUAGACGAAUGAAGACAGAGCUUUUCUGAUAAGAAGAAGGAGAAGAAGCAUAAAUGAGGAUGAGGAGGAAGAUAGCUUAAUCAGAGUUGGUGAGCGUAGGACCACUAAGAAGUCUUUGAUAAGAAGAAAGCGAGUGGACAAAUUCAACAUCUCAGAGAAGUUCUUUGAAGGCAUCAACAUUGACAAGAAGCCUGGUGGAAAUUUUAGAGAUCUAAUGAGCAAUUCAAUCAAGUUUUAAAAGCGUGAGGCGCCAUCCCAUAGAACACAUGUGGUAAGAAACUCAAAGCAGAGUAAUGCAGUUAUUAAGAAAAAAGAUCAGACUGAGAGAAUGACUCUGAGAUUACCAGAGGAUGCAUAGGAUCCAAAACAGUUAAACGAGGAAGAUAUUAUGCUGGAGUCAGUUGAGGAUCUGAUUCAUAAAAUAAGGUUUGAAGAAGAUAGAUACGGUGGGGCUUAGUCACCUGCCUACAGGAAGUAAAACUCUAAAAGAGGUAGAAGAUAAAGAGAUUGA
Molecule: messenger RNA, 4269 nt
Organism: Stylonychia lemnae
Lineage: Eukaryota; Ciliophora; Spirotrichea; Sporadotrichida; Oxytrichidae
Source: the annotation of a GenBank genome assembly